AUGGUCUCUGGUGGUCAUCCAGGGGUCAUCAGGAGGAAGGCCGAUAGUCUUCAUCAGAUUGAACCUUUCACCUUUGAGUUUGGCACAUGUUCUUUCGUCUUGCUCUUAGGCUACCAGGUCCUGAACUCAGAGGUGUUCGAAGCUGUGCUCCCGGUCACCAUCAUUUUGCUGAGAGAUGAGGAUUUCCUCCAAGGUGAUGCUCCACCAGUUCCUGAGGUGGAGGAGGAGCUUAACUUAAACAGCAUUUGCUUAAAAAGUGAUGUGACACCUUCAAAUGACAGCUCUGUAAGCAGUUGGGAAGAAAACAAGCCUCUCUCAAAUAAGGAUAAUGAUAUCAAACACUCUGAAGAGAAAUGUUUUGCUGAGCAUGUGUGUAACACAUCAAAAUCAUCUUUAAGUGAUGGGUGUGGUGCAUAUACAGGUGAAUGUGGUCAAAAUUAUUUGUUACCUACAUGGUCUUGCAAAACACAACUUACAGAGAUAAAUGGAACUAGCAUUGGAGAAGAUUGUGAUGGUGAUGAUGACUUUCAGGAGAGUCCUCUUCUCUGCUCUGCUGACAAUGUCAGAGAUCAUGCUGUUGAGACAAGCAGACUGUUGACAUUGGCAGUGGUACCCAAACAUGAAGAAGAACUUGUCAGUGUUGCAAGUGUUCUUUCUGGUGACAAUCCAGAGAAACAACCAGAAAUCCACAACGAGACGGAGGCAGCUGUUAAAACUGAAGGUAACUUGUUAAUAAGAUUAGUGCAGGAGUUUAAGAAAUAUGGCAGAUAUCAAGUUUUUGAAAUAGGAAAGAGUAUAGAAAAUAUAUCAAACCCAUUACUUUAG
Molecule: messenger RNA, 825 nt
Organism: Acanthisitta chloris (rifleman)
Lineage: Eukaryota; Metazoa; Chordata; Aves; Passeriformes; Acanthisittidae
Exons: 2
Coding region: 1-825 (274 amino acids)
Source: RefSeq, a predicted model, not a curated record